AUGCCACCCAAAGCCAUGAAAGCCAUGAAGGUCUUGAAGCUCAACCUCAAAAGGCCAGGUGCCAGUGGCUUGGAAAGCCUUGAAAGAAAAGAAGGGAUGAGCCUGGAAGACAAGAUGGAGCUCUUCAGGAAGAAGGGGAACAAGGAUGUGGGUUCCUUUUUGGAUUCCCUGACUAAGCAGCAAAGGGAAGCUUUGUGGCAGAGGUUUGCCAGUGCAAGGGCUUCUCUGAAGGAUGGUGAGGCUGAUGCCAUGUGGGCAGAAGUGGCCAAGGGCAAGGGGUCAGAUGGCCCAAAGAAGAAGCUGCUGGGCACCUUCUUGAAGCUGGGGGGUGACCUGAAAGGCAAGAAGGACCUCUGGCACAAGGAGCUGCUGACCUACAGCAAAAGCAGUGGUGAAAGGCACACUGAGGAGUGGGUGCCCUUCCAAGCCAUCCUCAAGAGGUUUGGGCUGCAGGUCAAGAGAGGAAGCAUUGCCUGCAGAAGGGACCCAGCUGACAGACAUGAGUGGCAGUUCAGCUUGAGAAAGUCUGUGGCAUGGACUGAGGAGGAGGCCAGGCAUAGCUUCCAAGGGGAAAGCAAUGUGAAGGUUGAAGCAGCACACUGGCUGGAGCUGAAAGCAAAGGGGUUGCUGGAGGAUGGAGCUGAGGACAAGACCCUGGCAGACAAGGCCCUCCAGGAUGUCUUGCCCAGUAACAGCAAGGGCUCCGGCAACAAGCAGCCCCUGGCCUUGAAAGACAAGAGUGAGGAUGAGAAGGAAGAUGAAGAUAGCCCUGACAAAAAAAGAGACAAGGAUGGCCAAGUGGCAGAGGCUGAAGUCCUGUCUGAGGUGGGCAAGGCCCUGCCAAAGAAGGAAGCUGCUCUCAGGGUCACCAGGAUGGUCAAGCUACUGAAGGCAGUCAAAAAGGAUGUUGGUGCUGCAAAGGGAAAGCCUUUGGAUGAAUGCCUGGCAAAGCUUGAGAAGCUGCAAAAGAUGGGGGACAAGGUAAGCCUGGAGGAUGCGAAGGGGAAGCUCUUUGAUGCUGCCAUCCAGAUCAAGAAGGGGCCAUCUGUCCAAGCUCUUGCAUUGGCAGCAACCAAGAGUGGUGCUAACUCUGCUGAUUUGCAGCAAUUGGCUUCACUGGGGAACUAUGGGAGGUCUUCUGAGCACAUAGCCUCCCAAAUGAUUUCCAAGUAUUGCAAGUCAGACAGCAUCAAGCUUCCUGAGCCCUACUUUGUUGACACCCCUGUUCGUGUGAGAACUGCAGAUGACUGGGUGGUUGCUGUCAAGCCAGUGGCAUUGUACUUGCCACAUGAGUGGUUUGCAUGGCUACGGCUAGAGGAGCAAGCUGCUGGCUUUGAGCAACUGGAGGAAUUCUGGGAGAAUCAUCCCAUGGGUGACCCCAAAUUGGAUGGCAAUCCAAUCAUGGAAGGAUGUGGCAAGUACCUGCCCCUCAUUCUUCAUGGGGAUGGUGGGGCAUUCCAGCGAGCAGAUAGCAUUCUGGUGCUGAACAUGAGAUCACUGCUAUCUUCAUCCAGUGUAGCCCACAGCCAGAUGCUCCUCCUAGCCCUUCCAAAGUCUGCAAUCCACAAAUCUGAGAUUCUUGCUGAAGAUACCAUGCAUUGCCUCUGGUCAGUGCUGACCUGGUCAAUGCAACAUAUGUACUUCGGCAAAUUUCCAGAGAAAGCUGCAGAUGGCAAAGACUGGCAGCACAAGUCAGCAAGGGGCCAAAAGGCAGGAACCUUGUUGAAUUCUGCAGGGCUUUGUGGAAUGAUCUUUGCCAUCACAGCAGAUGGCGAGUUCUUUCAAAAUGAAUACAAGCUGCCAGGAAGUUCCCAUGCAGAGUGCUGUUGGAGCUGUGGGGCAAACAGGUCCAGUCACCCACACAAUGACUAUAGAGCUGGAGCCAAAUGGAGGGAGACCAUCAAGAACCAUAAGGGCAGCAACCCCACAGACCACCUGAUCAUGACAGUGCCAGGCAUCAAUGGCUACACCUUGGCCUAUGACUCUCUGCACAUCUUGGAGCUGGGUGUUUCAGCCCACAUUGUGGCCAACUUCAUGUUUGACAUGGUGGUGAAGGCAGAAUUGCCAGGCAGCUCUUUUGAAGCCAGGCUGAAGGAACUUUUCAGAAAACUGUCUGGCUUAUACACUGAGCUGGCCACAGACUCCAGCAACCAAGUGAGAAGACUUCACUUGUCCACUUUCUGCCAGCCCAACAAGAAGUGGGACAGUUUUCCUGAGCUCUCAGGUGUGAAAGCAAAACAGGUGAGACACCUCAUCCCUCCACUCCUGGAACUCAGCCAGGAUUUGGUCGAUGAGAGCUCUUACAAAAAGCACAGGCUUGAGUGCAUCAAGAACCUCAACCAAAUGUAUGAAGCUAUGGAGUGCCAGGGGCUGCAUCCUGAUGAGUCAGCAUAUGAGCAGUACAAGAGGAGCACAGAGAAAUGUUUACUCCAUUACAGCAAGCUUGCCAAGAUUGCAAUCUCUCAGAGCAUUCUUCAAUGGAACACUGUGCACAAGCACCACUUGGCUUGCCAUAUGCCAGAACAAUUUAGGCACUUGAACUGCAGGUUUGUGUCAACAUACUCUGGUGAAACAAUGGUGGGCUUCAUGGCCUCUCUUGGGCACGCCUGCCUCAAUGGCACUCCUCCACAUUUGGUGCCUGCAAAGGUUGCCUGGAGAUAUAGAUUGGGACUGCACCUGAGGGUGACACAUGGUGACUUUGACCUGGUGGAUUCUGAAGAGGGACUGUGA
This is a messenger RNA of Cladocopium goreaui, 2730 nucleotides long. The record is from the annotation of a GenBank genome assembly. Lineage: Eukaryota; Dinophyceae; Suessiales; Symbiodiniaceae.